CAAUUGCUACUUAUAUUAAUCCCGACUCAAAAUCUUAAAUAUUUAUUACCAGAAAAAAACAGUGAUUUUAGUCGUUGUGAAUGUAUGGAGAACUGGUUUUUUUAUGGUUUAUCACGUCGGAAGCGCUUUGAGCUUGUGCUUUUCCCGUGAAGUGUGCAUGGGCAGAUGCAUUAGCACGGUAUGAGAGGCAUUUAAUAAAGACAGUUCAGUGGCAGCUCAUUAAUAUUGAGGAGGAGCGAGCACCAUGGACGAGCUUGCUUCGCGAUCUCGGGAUAAACUAUUGAUGUUUCGUCUCAUGGAGCUAAAGGAUGUCUUGGGUCGUAUUGGCAUGACUAAGCAAGGGAAAAAGCAGGUUCUUAAAGACAGAAUAAUGAAUUUGCUUGCUCCUCCUGAUCCACAAGGAUUCAAAUCUAAUGGAGGUGCUGGAAAAAUAAUUGCCGUUGGCAGGGAGGAGGUUGCAAAAAUUAUUGAUGAUAUUUUCAGGAAAAUGAAGGGAUGUGAUGCUGAUGAUCUUGUCGCAAAAGUUCAUAUGCCAAAGUCAGUGGGUUCUGUAGAUGAAGAUGAGUAUGCGGAAACUGGCAUUAUAGAGGCUAAGACUCGGUGCCCUUGUGGAAGUUCAAUGGAUCGUGAUAUCAUGAUCCAGUGUGACAACAACAAAUGCAAAGUCUGGCAGCAUUUAACAUGUGUGGUUAUUCCUGAGAAGAUUGGUGAAGGUGUUCAGGCAGAAGUACCCACUCUAUUCUAUUGUGAAGCUUGCCGAAUAAAUCGUGCUGAUCCCUUUUGUGUGACAGUGUCGCAACCUGUACUUCCAACAAAGCUCACAACAUCGUUUGUCUCAGGGGAGGGGUCAAGCCCACUGCAGAACAUUGAGAAAACAUUUAUUUUGACACGAUCGGACAGAGAAUUAUUGCAGAGUCCUGGUUGUGAUCUUCAGGUGUGGUGUAUUCUUCUCAAUGACAUGGUGAUGUUUAGGAUGCAUUGGCCGCAGUAUUCAGAUCUUCGGGUUAAUGGUGUUUCAGUACGGGUGACAGACAGGCCAGGUCCUCAAUUAUUGGGAGCCAGUGGGCGCGAUGAUGGUCCAGGGAUCACAGCUUGCUGUCAAGAAGGAACCAACAAGAUAUCAUUAUCUGCAUAUGAUGCGAGACAAUUUUGCCUUGGUGUUCGAAUUGUUAGACGUCAGACAGUUCAAAAGGUUUUAAGCUUGGUGCCUGCUGAGACAGAAGGUGAGACUUUUGACAAGGGUCUUGCUCGUGUUCAGCGUUGUAUUGGUGGCGUUGACUCCCUAGGAAAUGUUGAUGAUAGUGAUAGUGGUCUGGAAGUGGUAGCAGAGUCCAUCACAGUGAACCUCAAAUGUCCGAUGAGUGGAUUGCGUAUGAAUGUUGCUGGGAGGUUCAAAUCUUGUGAGCAUAUGGGUUGUUUUGAUCUUCAAACUUUUAUAGAACUCAAUGAGCGUACAAGAAAGUGGCAGUGUCCUAUUUGUCUCAAGAAUUAUUCAUUGGAAGACAUUGUAAUAGAUCAGUAUUUCAGCCGCAUUGCAUCUGCAAUGAAAGGCUAUCCUGAGGAUGUUACAGAAAUUGAAGUCAAACCAGAUGGAUCAUGGUGCCCAAAACAUGAAGUUGAAGAAAAGCAUCAAGAAAAAUGGCAUCUGCAAGAAGGUUCCUUUUCUAUCUCAAAUGGAGAUGCUAAAAUGAAAUUUAAACUAUCAAAUCAGGUGAAACAGGAAGGUCAUAUUUCAGAGGCUCGUAUGCCAUUAAAAAUUGGAACGAAGAGGAAUCAUGAUGGACAUUGGGAACUGCACGGAGCUAAAGAUAGCACAAAACACAGUAAUGCAUUUAACAAAAAUAAGAAACAAGAAUUGACUAAGCUCCCACAAUGUAGCAGUCCAACUAAAAUAAAUAGAAAUCAUGAACAUACUAGUAUCAAUCAAGAAACAAGUGAAAACCUUUAUAUUUUAGUAGGUGAUGAUUCUGAUUCCGAUUCUACAUCAUUAGGUCCUGUCUGUUCUUCGUCUUCAGUUGUUAAAAACACUGACUCUCAAGUUCAAAAAGACUCUGAAGUGAUAGUUCUAAGUGAUUCAGAAGAAGAAGUUGAGAACAAACUAAACAUUGGCUCAUCAGCAGCUUCAGCAUUUGCCAGUUCAGAUAACCCUGCUCAAGAUGGAUUUCACAGAAUAAAUUCUUCUGAAGAUUUACCAGAAGAAGUACUUAUUUCUCACAAUUUUAUAUCAUCUGUUCCCUUUGGUUCAUCUACAUUAAGUUCAGUUACAUGUAUUGCAAAUGGUCCAGUCGAAUUGUUUGGACUUGAUGCUUUUAAGAUCGAUCCACCCAAUUUGUCAGAUAACACUCAAAAUAUGGAUACAGAUGCACCAGACUCUAUGGCCAUUUCACAACAGAUCUCUGCUAGAUCGACAUCACUAACUAGAUAUAAUGCUGCUCUGUGGGAGCAAUCCAACAAGUCAUUAGUGCCAAGGAUUCCAUAUGAUGCUAGUUCACCUUUUUCACCACAAAACUAUUUCAGUACUGACUUAAAUGACACUUAUAUUGAGAAUUUGAGUGGAAUUGAUAGUGGUGAGGCAUUUUUGCAGUCAUUUCUUUUGCCAGAGCCAGCUCAGACCUCAGUUCAGGGUGAUGAAAAUGGGCCAACUGUUGCUUCUGAUACCUUACAGACAAAUUGGAUUUCUCUUAGCUUGGCCAGGCGUGAGAUUAGUGGAAUAUAUACCCAUAAAACCUACAUUACAAACAGACAGCAGGCUGCAGAUCAAAGAAAUGGCCUUUAGCAAAUACAGCUUUCAAUAGUACCAAUGGAAAUCGGUCAGAAUCACUAGAUCAAGAAGUGUGAAUUUGGCCUCUGUAAUAUGCAUACACGUACAUAUGACAGCAUAAGCACCCGAGCAGCUCCUUAACGUCAGAUACAGACAGUGAUGUGCAGUGAUAUUGGGAAGUUCUAUCGCUUUAAAGAUUGUUCGAUGGGGAAUAUGAAUUGCAAGUCUUGUAAUUGAAACAGAGUUAUUGUAUAACUGCCGAUGAAAUUUGUUUGAACAUUGUAUAAAAUCCCUUUUGACAUCUAUAAGAGUCGAUUAAUUUAUCUGUUUAGCAUACAAAUAUAUCAAUUUGAUAAUUACAGUGAUAAAUAUUAGAAAUGUUCCUUGAUUGAGCUAUGCGAGAUUUUGAAUUUCUUUCUAGCAUGCAGAAAUGAAAAUGAGAUCUUAUCUGUACCAUUUGCCAGAAUCCUGAAGUUUCAGAUUGAAAGCUAAUGCAGCAAAGUUACAUUGCUUAGUUGCCCCCCUGCACAAUGCUGACUUCUCCUUUAGUAUGUUAAUUAUUGAACAAAUUAAUCCUUGGCAAUUAAAAAGACUGAUUUACUCAUCUUCAAAUUU
Molecule: messenger RNA, 3376 nt
Organism: Cryptomeria japonica (Japanese cedar)
Lineage: Eukaryota; Viridiplantae; Streptophyta; Pinopsida; Cupressales; Cupressaceae
Product: E3 SUMO-protein ligase SIZ1
Exons: 17
Coding region: 245-2776 (843 amino acids)
Biological process (GO): protein sumoylation
Molecular function (GO): zinc ion binding; SUMO ligase activity
Source: RefSeq, a predicted model, not a curated record